GUAGACGCACGCAAAGAUAAAAAGACUACCGAGACCUAUGAAAUUUCCUCUCUUGGCCUCCAUAUUGGCGGCCUCGUUUCAUUAAAUCCGUAGAUCUGCCUCCACCUCCCCUCACAUUUCUCUUCCAAUCUAAGUUCUGUAACUAGAAGAUCGAUUUUCCUCUUUUAUCUGUGUUGAUCUCUUCCCUGAACAGGAAUCAUGUUUGGACGUGCUCCAAGGAAGAGUAACAAUACCAGGUACUAUGAGGUCCUUGGGGUCACAAAAAAUGCAGGUCAGGAUGAAUUGAAGAAGGCAUACAAGAAGGCUGCCAUAAAGAACCACCCAGACAAGGGCGGUGACCCUGAAAAGUUCAAGGAGUUGGCUCAGGCAUAUGAAGUGCUCAGUGAUCCUGAGAAGAGGGAUAUCUAUGAUCAGUAUGGGGAAGAUGCUCUUAAAGAGGGAAUGGGAGGUGGUGCUGGUGCUCACAAUCCUUUUGAUAUAUUUGAACAGUUUUUCGGCGGUGGUGGUUUUGGUGGUGGGAGCUCGAGAGGGCGUAGGCAGAAGCAUGGUGAGGAUGUUGUUCAUACCCUCAAGGUUUCUUUGGAGGACCUUUAUAAUGGAACAUCUAAGAAGCUAUCACUUUCAAGAAAUAGGCUAUGUCCAAAAUGUAAAGGCAAAGGAUCUAAGAGUGGGGCAUCAGGGAGAUGCUAUGGAUGCCAAGGCACUGGUAUGAAAGUUAUAACUAGACAGAUUGGGCCAGGAAUGAUCCAACAAAUGCAGCAUGUUUGUACUGAAUGCAGAGGCACAGGUGAGGUUAUAAGUGAUAAAGACAAAUGCCCACAAUGUAAAGGGAACAAAGUCACUCAGGAGAAGAAGGUAUUAGAGGUGCAUGUUGAGAAGGGAAUGCAGCAUGGUCAAAAGAUUGUAUUCCAAGGAGAGGCUGAUGAAGCUCCUGAUACAGUUACAGGAGACAUCGUCUUUGUUUUGCAACUUAAAGAGCACCCAAAGUUCAAGCGAAAGUAUGAUGAUCUGUAUGUAGAGCAUACACUCUCGCUGAUCGAGUCCCUCUGCGGCUUCCAGUUUGCUUUAACACAUCUUGAUGGCAGACAACUUCUUAUCAAAUCAAACCCGGGCGAAGUUAUCAAACCUGGUCAAUCCAAAGCCAUCAAUGACGAGGGGAUGCCUCAUCACCAGAGGCCAUUCAUGAAGGGUCGACUGUACAUCAAAUUCAAUGUGGAAUUUCCUGAUUCAGGAGUUCUUUCUCCUGAUCAGUGCAGGCAUCUGGAGGCAAUUCUUCCGCCCAGAACAAGCACGCGGAUGACUGACAUGGAGCUCGAUGAAUGCGAGGAAACCACCAUUUAUGAUGUCAAUAUUGAAGAUGAGAUGAGACGAAAGCAGCAGCAGCAGCAGCAAGAGGCGUAUGAGGAGGAUGAGGAGGCCGGGCCGCGGGUACAGUGUGCCCAGCAAUAAGGUUGGUCUUUUGAGAUGUACUGUAAUAACUUUUACUGGUUGCAGCAGUGGAUAUAAGUGUUUUAUCUUGUUCUGUUUUAUGAGUAUAUUUGAUAUAAGGUCUAUUAGAAUCAUUCAGUAUUAUCUAUAACGACGGACGGUGAAGAGUCUCCUUAUGCAAAUGCUUCCUUGGUUCAUGUUUUGUGUUUUUUUUUUGGUUUAUAUGGUACAAUUGUAGUUUGUGUGCUGGAUGGUUCAUUUUGUAACUUUUUGUCUAUACCUUCAAAUUUUUUGAUUGUGUU
This is a messenger RNA of Dendrobium catenatum, 1730 nucleotides long. Its product is annotated as chaperone protein dnaJ A6. Gene Ontology annotation, cellular component: cytoplasm; cytosol. Gene Ontology annotation, molecular function: ATP binding; Hsp70 protein binding. The record is from RefSeq and is a predicted model, not a curated record. Lineage: Eukaryota; Viridiplantae; Streptophyta; Magnoliopsida; Asparagales; Orchidaceae. Bases 199 to 1449 code for a protein of 416 amino acids. The transcript is spliced from 8 exons. Gene Ontology annotation, biological process: protein refolding; response to heat.